CGCGACUCUCCAGCUGACGGCGGCGCUGAGGGCGGUGCUGAGGGCGGCUCUGUGCCGGCCCCGCCCCAAGAUGGCGGAGCAGAUCCAGGUGCUGCGCCGCGCUCUCAAGCACCUCGGCGGCCACGGCGGCAUCCGCGGUGCCCUGUUGCAGCUGCUGAGGGUCAAUGAUUUGAAGACUGGAACGCUGAUUGGGAUUGACAAAUAUGGAAACAAAUACUAUGAAGACAAAAGAAACUUCUUUGGUCGACACAGAUGGGUCAUCUAUACUGAUGAAAUGAAUGGAAAAAAUACGUUUUGGGAAGUUGAUGGAAGUAUGGUGCCCCCUGAAUGGCAUCGCUGGCUUCACUCAAUGACGGAUGACCCUCCAACUACUCAUCCACCAGUUGCUCGGAAAUUUAUCUGGGAGAACCAUAAAUUCAACCUGAGUGGCACUCCUGGACAGUACGUACCUUACUCUACUACUCGCAAGAAGAUACAGGAGUGGAUCCCACCUACGACAGCUAGCAAAUAACAACAAAAAAUGUGACUUGCCUCAGCUUUGGAUUUCAGUGUAAAUUGUAUUUUCACUGGUCUUCUUCAAAUAAAAGCCUCCUAUAACA
Molecule: messenger RNA, 599 nt
Organism: Cuculus canorus (common cuckoo)
Lineage: Eukaryota; Metazoa; Chordata; Aves; Cuculiformes; Cuculidae
Gene: NDUFA12
Product: NADH:ubiquinone oxidoreductase subunit A12
Exons: 4
Coding region: 71-511 (146 amino acids)
Biological process (GO): mitochondrial respiratory chain complex I assembly; response to oxidative stress
Cellular component (GO): membrane
Source: RefSeq, a predicted model, not a curated record